UGGAUUUAUUUUUGAAAUGCGUCCACACAGUAUAUCAGAAGAGCUGCUGUCACUGCGUUUAUCUAUCGGUCAGUUUUUAUCACCGCGACGCGACCUCAGUCACUGACAAAUAAUGAACAGUGAAACGAGCUUUUAAACCUUUUCCUAAGGUGAUUCAGUGAGUCAUUGUGUCGACUUAAUCUGUUCGAACAGUUCAUGAACAACCAUCACGAGUGAUGAAUAUCUCCCAAACCAACUGUUAAUAGUCCAAACCCACAGAAAAGCCGAUUAUUAUAAAGAUGGCGUUUAUUAAAGAGGAGAGUGAAGACGUGACUGUUGAAGAAAUAUUCACAGCCAAACAUGAAGACUUUGAAGAAGCGUUUAGAGUCAAACAUGAAGAUGCUGUGGAGCAAACAGACCUGAUUGUGGUGAAAGUGGAGAGUGAAGAUCUGAAUGAAAUGGAAGAGGUGAGUCCUCACGAUUGCAGAACUGGAGAAAAUUCUGGACAUUCUGACUCCCCAAAAAGUGCUCAGAAGACUACAUGUCAUGUUUUCUGCCAACUUUGUGGAAAGAGUUUCGUUAAUAAAGGAACUCUUAAAAUCCACAUGAGACUUCACACCGGAGAGAAGCCGUACAUCUGCCAAGAGUGUGGAGAAAGAUUCCCUCGUAUAGACACUUUAAAAACCCACAUGAACAUUCACACUGGAGAGAAACCUUACUUAUGUCAAGAGUGUGGAAAGAGUUUUCAACAGAAAUGUAAUCUUACGACGCACAUGAGGGUUCACACUGGAGAGAAGCCUUACACAUGCCAACAGUGUGGAAAAUGUCUCUCAACUAAGCGCCGGCUUGAUGAACACGUGCUGAUGCACUUUAGAGAGAACAGUUUUAAAUGCCAUCAGUGUGAAAUGAGUUUCUCAGACAUAAACAUCCUCAAGAGGCACAUAACAACUCACAUCGGACAGAAGCCUUUUAUAUGCCUUCAGUGUGGAGUGAGCUGCACAAACAAGGCAAACCUCAAGACUCACAUGAGGAUCCACACUGGAGAAAAGCCUUUCACCUGCAUUGAGUGUGGGAAGUGCUUUUCACGGAAACAUUGUCUUCAGGAUCACAUGGUAAUACACACCGGAGAGAAGCCGUACACGUGUGAUCAGUGUGGAAAGAGUUUCACUAAUAGUGGAAACCAUUAUCUCCACAUGAAAAUUCACACUAGAGAGAAAACUCAUCUGAUAUGAUCCCUUCAUCCCUGGGAACGGCAGUAUUGGCAUACGUACACAUACCUUAACAAUGCUGCUACCUCGACUAGCAGGUGCACAUGCCCACUAGCCCACGGAUAUUUGCACAUUUUGCCUUUGACUUUGCUCAGACUCAACUUUAUUAUCCCGUUUAAGGAAACUAAAAUCGCAGCAAGGUGCAGUAACACAGGCGAAGUUCCAUGUACACAUUAAUAAAUGCCAUCACUCCCGGACUCACUACACACACAUAUUCCAGAAACACAUUUCAUAUUUGUUUUAUAUUUUGAGUAACGGCAAAACAGAGCAGCGAUAAUGACCAUUAUUACCUAAUUACCACGUCUGCACAGAAUAUUAGUAGUCUGUCUGUGCUGGAAAAGGGAAGCUAAUGUUAAUAAAUGUUAUGUUGUCUUUUGUGGUAUUUAAUUAUAUGGGACCAGUUAUGCAACUUGUGAAUAUAUCCCACCUCCAUUAAUAAAAAUGUAUUAAUUGUUUAUCAUCAGACUUGAUCAGAACAGUCAGCAGAAACACUUUGACAUUCUCCCUUUGUAGGUGUCAUCAAAGGGGGAAAGCCCCGCCCACUAAUGACCAUCUCUCCUUCAUUAGCCUAAAUAGCCCUGAUUGAGAAGUGUAGGAUAAUGUUAGUGACUAAGAGGCAUUAUAAAUGUCGACUUUUUAAACCUGUGCCCCUUCUGAAAAAAUCAAGCGUCAAGCUUUGGUUUGUUUAGUCUUGAUACGUUGUUCAAAUUGUAGAACCCCAAAUCAGUUGGGACAGUUUGGAAAACGCAAAUAAGAAAAAGAAAGAAGUGACUUCCAAAUUUGCUUUGCAUUUCAUUGCAGACAAUAUAACAAACUUUAUUUAAUGUGUUCCUCUGGAUUUUUUAUUUUUUUUA
Messenger RNA from Danio aesculapii, 2101 nucleotides. Its product is annotated as gastrula zinc finger protein XlCGF8.2DB-like. Bases 279 to 1211 code for a protein of 310 amino acids. The record is from RefSeq and is a predicted model, not a curated record. Lineage: Eukaryota; Metazoa; Chordata; Actinopteri; Cypriniformes; Danionidae. Gene Ontology annotation, molecular function: RNA polymerase II cis-regulatory region sequence-specific DNA binding; DNA-binding transcription factor activity. Gene Ontology annotation, biological process: regulation of transcription by RNA polymerase II. The transcript has 3 exons.